AUGUGCGAACAGCACCUUUACUCAUACUACCGCCGUGACGGUAGUGUGAAAAGUACAGAACGGAUCAUACACUGCAACAAGUCAACAUACAAUCAUGUAUGCACAAAGACAAAAGAAUUCCAGCAUCCUUUUGGCGAGCGUCCUCCCAUCACAAACCAUCACCUGGGCGCUCAGACGUCUUACAUGCCUCCAUCGCCACCUACAUCCGACCUCUCCCACUCAGGCAACGAGUCCCGCAAGAGACAUUCUGCCGUAUACGGCAAUGGACACGAAGGAUUUGGCAUAAAACGCAAGCUAUCCCACCGCGAGAAACGUGCAAAUGAGCAUUUCAUUGUCGGUAGCAGACCUGCGUCACCCAUCACUCCUCCGCGCUCUCCGUUGCGCAACCAUGCAGUUCCAGUCUUUCCGACCCGACAUGCGCACAUCUACAAUUCUGAACCGGGACAAUACGUCCAGACCGCUCGCCCUGCGGUAAGAGUCGAGGUCAACGAGUCUCACCGAUCGCAUCGCACGAGCCGCCACUACGAGUCCCAUCAUCGAUCCCCCUCUCAGGGUGGAUCUAGCUUGUCUGACGAGGAACGCCGACCGCGCAAAGUAAAAUACGAGAUCAGAAAGACAGAGGCAGUGCACUCCCAAAAAAUACAGUCCGAGAUUGAACGCCAAAAUGAGGCGAUCGCAAGCCGGCCAAGUCGACCAGCUGCCCCAGUUUCACCUCAGUCACUGAAUGCACGACGAUACCGUCGCCCCUCGGUAUCGAUAAAGCAGCCAGAUAUAGUCGAUGCGAUGCGCACGCUUCACGUGAGCCAAAACACCAUAGAGGAGGUUGAGAGGGAGCGCAGACGUCAGCUGAAGCACGACCGAGAGCUGCAAGAGCAGCAGGAAGAAGAGGCGCAGCGAAGACGGUUGGUGAGGAGAAUGUCCAGGGCACCGCGGCCUACAGACGGGCUGCGGCGUAGUGCAACAGUUGGGCCUUACAACACAGUCUAUCGCUACUAA
This is a messenger RNA of Pseudomassariella vexata, 996 nucleotides long. RefSeq lists its product as uncharacterized. The record is from RefSeq and is a predicted model, not a curated record. Lineage: Eukaryota; Fungi; Ascomycota; Sordariomycetes; Amphisphaeriales; Pseudomassariaceae. The transcript has a single exon. The coding region runs from base 1 to 996 and encodes 331 amino acids.